This is a messenger RNA of Kockovaella imperatae, 1593 nucleotides long. Its product is annotated as aspartic peptidase domain-containing protein. Gene Ontology annotation, molecular function: aspartic-type endopeptidase activity. The coding region runs from base 1 to 1593 and encodes 530 amino acids. Gene Ontology annotation, biological process: proteolysis. The transcript has 5 exons. NCBI's taxonomy places the organism in Eukaryota, Fungi, Basidiomycota, Tremellomycetes, Tremellales, Cuniculitremaceae. The record is from RefSeq and is a predicted model, not a curated record.
AUGUCACUCCGACACACCCCAGAGCAUCAAGAGCAUGUCCGUCGAGCCUUUUCCAAGUCGUCUUCUUCCUCCUCCUCAUCUGCCAUUCGUCGGAGAAAUCUCGACACCGCUUGGCUCUUACGUGAAGCUGCCAAAGUCGAUGGCAAGUACAAUGCGGGAUUAGGAGGAUACGCUGCUCUCCUCGCGAACCCCCUUCCUCCUUCCAAACGACAGGGCGAAGUCUCAUUGACAGAUCACAACCUUGACGCGUCGUAUUCUGGUUCCAUCUCGAUCGGUACGCCUCCGCAGCAGUUUGAGAUCAUUCUCGAUACGGGAAGUAGUGAUCUAUGGCUCGCUUCUACCAACUGCUCGAUCGGAUGUAAUGGGAUGUCUCAAUUUGAUCCAGACAACUCGACAACCUUUCGCAACCUCAAAUCCACGUUUGACAUCUCAUACGGAUCAGGACAAGCUCAUGGUAUCCUCGGUCAAGAUGUCGUCACGCUCGGCGGUUACAGUGUAGCUGGGCAGACUUUUGCAGCCUGCACGGAUCUCACCCCUGGUCUCAUCACUAGCUCUGUCAGCGGUAUCAUGGGUCUCAGUUGGCAGGCGUUGGCAUAUUCGAAGGCGACUCCGUGGUGGAUCACCCUCGCCAAGUCGGGAUCAUGGAGUCAACCUCUAUUUGCCUUUUACCUCAAACGAUUUAGAGACGUUGCAGGUGCAUCAAACCUGGAGACUGAUGCUGGUUCGGCCACCUUCGGCUACCUUGAUUCUUCCCUUUACACUGGCGAGGUGACUUAUGCAAACGUCGCCAGCGGUGCACAAUACUGGCAGGUCACAAUGGACUCCAUGACUAUUCAGGGUUCCAACGUCAAUCUCGGCAGCUCCAAUCUCGGCGCCGUCGACACCGGAACCACACUCAUUGGCGGUCCUGCAGCCAUUAUUGCUCAGUUGUACGCUUCCAUCCCUGGAUCCUCUCAAAUGGGAGGAUCCUAUGGCAGCUACUACGAGUACCCUUGCGCGACGUCCAUCGACUUUACGCUCACCAUCGGUGGAUUCACCAUCAACAUUACCGAUGCCGAUUUCAAUCUCGGUCGAUACAGUUCAGACGAUACAAUGUGUACUGGAGCUGCUUUCAUCCAAAAACUCCCCUCCAAUGCGCCUGUUCAAUGGAUCAUUGGAGACACCGUAUUGAAGAACGCCUACACUGUCUUCCGGUACUCACCACCCGCGGUUGGGUUUGCGUCCCUCGCUUCGGGUUUGAGCGACAGUGAGACUCGACCUACGACGAUCCCUGUGAUCCAAUCUUCUACGGGUAUCUUGGCGAGUACAGAAGAAUUAAGCACGACGCCUGCCAUCUCCGCAACGACCUCGACGUCGACCUCUCAGACCGCCGCCGUUUCAGCCGAGGAACCCGUCGUGACUGUCACUGAAGUCGCUGGCAAUAAUAACAACGCCGCAAUCUCUGCAUCUCCUUCACCGAGCGAAACGUCGUCGUCGUCAUCAUCAUCAUCGUCAUCUACCAACAAUACCAAAUCUGGAGGUGCGAGCGUGACGUCAAGCUUGGUACCGGGAUUGUUGUUUGCUUCCUUGGGACUAUGCUGGAUGGUCUUAUAG